CCUCUCUCUCUCUCUCUCUCGCUUUCUCUCGUUAUCUCUCUCGGCCAACAUCCUACACAUCACCACGCACAGUGCGCUGCGUAUAACCUGACGCGUACAUGGAGCCCUCCUGCCGCCCACCCCUUCAGGAAUAGCACAUUUUGAUACUUGAAAUGGCAUAGAAGGAAGGUUGUGCCGUAUCAACGCCGCCGGUAUUUCAGAAUUGUUUGGCUACUCUGUGGACGUAUGUGGUAACUCCUCGCACACUUUUUCACCAACCUACUUUCGCGGUCAUCCUGUAACCCUCGUGAUUUUUUUUUUUUGUGUGAACCCCUCUCCGCGGAGAGCGCAUGGAUCUGAUAACUACUGGUAGUAUGUCUCCAGCUGUCCGGUCCAGGAAUCGACCCCUGCAAGUAAUGCUGAACCAGAAGAAGAUCAAAGCCCGGAGGAAAAAACGCAAGGAGUUGUUGUUUAUACAGUUGUGCUUUUUGGGUGGUAUGUUUCUGGUUGUCACAGCGCUCUGCUAUCUCGCGGACGGGACAGGUUAUGACGUGUCCAGCUUCACGUCCCACGACGCUGACCGGGGCAUUGGUAGGAGACUGCUGUACAUCUCAGAUGACUACAAUAGCACAGAGGAGCAGGAUGAGCAGAAGAACUGCACAUCUCCAGCACUCCAUGAGUUCCCCACAGACCUGUUCACUCACCGCCAGCGCACAGAGGGGGCCGUGGCACUGCACGUCCUGUGUGCCAUGUACAUGUUCUGUGCCCUGGCUCUGGUCUGUGAUGACUACUUUGUUCCGUCUCUUGAGAAGAUUUCAGAGCGGCUCCAACUGAGUGAGGACGUUGCGGGAGCCACAUUCAUGGCAGCGGGCAGUUCUGCUCCAGAGCUCUUCACCUCCGUUAUUGGAGUCUUCAUCACCAAAGGAGACGUGUGGUGGGCACCAUCGCGGCCGUCAGUGUUCAACAUCCUUCGCAUCAUCGGCGCAGUGUGGUAUCUCACGGGUAGUGCCAUAAAGCUCACCCACUGGGCCCUCUUGAGAGACUCCGCCUGCUACACCAUCUCAGUGAUCGCUCUAAUAGUGUUCAUUUACUUAUUUAGACAGUUUUCGUGGUGGGAAUCGCUGGUCCUGGUUGUGCUGUACUUCUUCUACAUCCUCAUCAUGAAGUUUAACUCGCGUGCUCAGCGCUACCUUGAGCGGAGGCAGAAGAGUUCGGGGACCCUGUCCAACGGGCUGACGGGCAGCACCGACAUGGAGGACCUCAGCUGCGACGCCACGGCGGUCCUGCUAAAGAAAGCUAACUUCCAGUCGCAGCCCUCGGUGCUGAUGGUGGACGAGCUGCUGUCCGCGUACCCCCACCUGCUCUCCUUCUCCGAGGCCAGCAUGAGGGUGAUGAUCACCAACCACUUCUCACCGCGCACACGCCUCACCAUGGCCUCACGCCUGCUCAUCACCGAGAGACAGCGUCUGUCCAACAGCAGGUCGUUCAGCUGCAGCGAGGUGGACAUGGCGGCGCGCGCCUAUGACCGGCGGAGCCUGGAGAACGGCCUGAGCGUGAUCGACCGGGGACUGAACGGCCGCUACGCCACGCACAAGGAUGACAGCUUCGGGGGGGCGAAGGCGGGGCGGAGAGAUCGAGGGGACGAUGCGGAGAACGAGAACGAGGACAACGAGAACAACGAGAACGACGAGGAGGACGGAGACGAUGGGGAGGGAGGGCCGCUAGUGCCGUUCCACGUGCCAGCGGGCUGCUUCAACAAGCUGAAGUGGCUGAGCAUGUGGCCUCUGAGCCUGGUGCUCUUCUUCACCGUCCCCAACUGUGCCAAGCCUGGCUGGGAGCGCUGGUUCAUGGUCACCUUCGUCAUGUCCACCGUCUGGAUCGCAGGCUUCUCCUACAUCAUGGUGUGGAUGGUGACUGUGAUUGGGUACACUCUGGGCAUCCCCGAUGUCAUCAUGGGCAUGGCACCAUGCGACUGCAUUAGCCUCAGCUGGCACCAGUGUUCGGACUGCAUGGCCAGCCUCAUUGUCAAUCGCGACUCAUGCAUGGGGGACAUGGCCAUCUCCAACUCCAUCGGCUCCAACGUGUUUGACAUCCUGGUGGGCUUGGGCCUGCCCUGGGCCCUGCAGACGCUGGCCAUAGAUUACGGCUCCUACGUGCACUUGAACAGCAGAGGACUCAUCUUCUCAGUAAUUCUACUGCUGGCUUCAGUGUUUUUCACAGUGGUGGGGGUACACCUGAAUAAGUGGACACUGGACAAGAGACUGGGCCUGAUCUGUCUGCUGUUGUACGCCAUCUUCUUGUGCUUCUCCAUUCUCAUCGAGUUCAACGUCUUCAUGUUUGUCAAUCUCCCCAUGUGCCGAGAGAUCAUCUGACCCCAACCCUGCAGCCUUCGCUUACAUCACUUCCUGUUGGUGUCCAGAAGAAUAGCUCACGGUCAAAAAUGGAUGGAUUGAUUGACCCACGAUUGUUGGUUGGAUGUUGACCCUUGUUUGUGUUUUGGAGGAAUUAUAGAAAAAGUUUGAUUUUUGGUGCAAUAGAGGCCCGAUGCCUCAUGGGCUUUCGAUUGAUUAAUUGAGGAAUAUACUUGAAAGCAAGAAAAAAAUGAAGACUGCAUGUAUUGAUAGACAGAAUGGACCUAAGCUUAAAGAAGAGUCGAAGGGUUUGAGGCUGCUGUGUUUUUUCCAGUACUUAAGUUACUAUGGUGACUGAAGAAUGGAUUCAUUCACUUCAAAAAUCAAUUAGGAGAGACUCAGACUUUUGGGACAAACAUGGUCUGACUCCUUGGAGAAACUGGAUCGUUCUGUGUAUAUAUUUAUUGAAUGUGAGGACUAGGACCAUCUCCAAAUAUUUCUCAUCUUAUCAGGGCUUUGUAAUUUUUUGAGCAAAUCCUGAAUGCGGAAUGGACACACAAAAAUACACGGCUGGUUCUUUGUGUAUAGUGAAUCGAAACCUUGACCCCGAGUCACAGCACCUUUUUUCGUUUUUCUCCGGAACAUUUUUUGAAAAUUUAAGAGCUAUUGUUUUGUUUUUUUCUUUGCAUUUGCCUUGCACUGUUAGGGUCACAAUUGCUGGCCUUUGGGGAUAUGUUUUGCGUUAUUUAAGAUAUUUAUGUUUGUGUUAAGUUAUUGGUCAUUUUUUAUAUUCUGUGCAUUGUCACCUUAUGGAGUUGAAGCUGCACUCUUAACAUAACUGCACCGUAGACAUAUGAGUCGCAGUAGUACCUACUUUAUGUGUUUGAUCCAUAUAACAAUUACCAAUUAAAAUGGUAGUCGUCCACAGUAUAGUUUCAUAAUGCUAUGCCUUUAGCUGUUAAAGUUAAAUGGUGCAACUAUGGCUUUCUUAAAUACUUUAAGUGUAGGGUGCAACAAAAAUCUUUCCCAGGAAGAUUGGUAUGGACACAUGUAAGACCGAAAGGUAUAGACACUGGAGUAGCCAAACCUAAGAUAUUUUAUUUAUGUAUAUAUUUAUGUAUAAACAUAUUUAUAUGCGGUAGUGGUCUGCGCUCUGCACUCUUGUCUGAACUCAAGCAGACCUUUAUUUAUUUAUUUGGCUGCGUCAUGUGAGGCACGAUGCAGUGUCCUAUACAACUGUUUGUAAAACGCAGUGUCGUGCAAGACAAAUAGAGAUGUUGAUAUUUUAACACUGUAAGAGGUUAUUUUGUAUAAUUAUCUAAAUGUAAAAGUAUUGCCAGGUUUGCAAAAAGCAUUGCAGUUCUUUGGCCAUGUGAUUCUAUCACAAGAGGGCAGUGUGCUAGUGUAGUUGAAUGCAACAGGACUCACAGUCAAUCCCUCCGAGGGUCUUGUGGAAAAGAUUGUAUUUAAAGGUAAGUUAAGUUGAUGUGAUUGUGAAUUCAGACACGCAGCAUUUGUUGACCACAACACGUGAAUGCAUGACUGCAAAUAGCCCUGAGGUGUUGUUUUAUAUAUCAAAAGUCAUUUUAUGUUAUCAAAAGUUAAGGAAAAAUAUUAUAUAGUGCCAAUCAUUAAUACUACACCGUUUGGUCACUCGUCGUGUCAUAUAAUCACAGUUCCAAAUGUAGUUGUUUGCAGUUUUGUGAUGUAUGUAUUAUUGUAUUUGUAUCAGUAAUUAUGAACGUUGAGAGUUUUUUUUGGUACUUUCAGGAAGAUGACGAAUUGGUGCAUGUUUCUUUUCUCAUAAGUCUACUGAAUGCAUAUAAGGACUAAGACGCGCUGUAUCAAUCACAUUGUACAUAUCAGUGAAAAAAGAUAGGUCUACUAUCUCAUCAAAUAUCAAACUUUGCAAUUGUUUUAAAGAAACAAAUGAUGUAGGGCUAUGGUUUCUUAUCAUAUCUACUUUUUAGUUCCGAAAUGUUUUUUUUUUUUGUCCUCAGUUCGCGAUUUCAUUGACAAUUUGUGCGCAAAAGAAGCCAUUUGUACGACAGUUUGAUGCCUUUGGGCAAUAAAAUGGUUUACAUGCAGUAGGA
This is a messenger RNA of Alosa alosa (allis shad), 4423 nucleotides long. RefSeq names its product sodium/potassium/calcium exchanger 3-like. Gene Ontology annotation, cellular component: membrane. The transcript has 17 exons. The record is from RefSeq and is a predicted model, not a curated record. Lineage: Eukaryota; Metazoa; Chordata; Actinopteri; Clupeiformes; Clupeidae. Gene Ontology annotation, biological process: calcium ion transmembrane transport; intracellular calcium ion homeostasis. The coding region runs from base 330 to 2351 and encodes 673 amino acids. Gene Ontology annotation, molecular function: calcium channel activity; calcium, potassium:sodium antiporter activity.